Molecule: messenger RNA, 1098 nt
Organism: Entamoeba invadens IP1
Lineage: Eukaryota; Evosea; Mastigamoebida; Endamoebidae
Exons: 1
Coding region: 1-1098 (365 amino acids)
Source: RefSeq, a predicted model, not a curated record
AUGACACAAGAAGUUAUGCGGGAGAGACUGAUCUUCUUUGCGAAAAUGAUAGACGAGGAGUUACACGGGAAUACCGUAGAAAUGUUUUAUCGUGGGAUCUUUAGUCAGAAAGGGAUGAUGUGGUUGGACCAGAUCUAUUUAGUUCUUUUUCCCUUUAGUCACACGACGAAAUCAAUAAUUCGCCAAAUCAUCAUUGACUCCAAAUUUGGGCUUCUUAGAAAGAUCAAAGAUGCGUUCAAUAGGUUUGUGGAUGUCGUGGAUUCAACGCAUGACGACGAGAUGAAGAAGGAGAUAGCCGUAAUCAAGGAAAUGAGUUUCAUUGAAUUUUCAGAUGAAAAUCAUUAUAUCCCCCAAUCGUUCCAAAAAAAUGAAAAGGUAUUAAAAGAAUGGGACGAUUUUAUUAAGAAAAUUAACUACAAAUUACCAACAAACAAUGCAAAAAUGUUCCUCAAAAAAUCCUUCUUUGCUGUUAUUGAGAAAAAGAUCGAGGCAAAAUUUAACUACACUGAAUUAAUGUAUAAGUUCGAAACGGAAAAAAAGAAAGAAAAAAUCUUGGAACAAAAAUCAACAAUUCUCCUCCCGACGCAAACAAAACUCCUCACACCACUCGAACAAAAUGCGAAAAAAAUAAAUAACGUGAUUGACGUCGACAAAACGACGGAAACCCCCCAAAUUUGCCAAAAAAUAGAAACAAUCGAAAAAAGGGAAAAAGCCGAAAAAAUUGAAGAAAAAGCGCAAGAAGAUUUAAAAAAGCCGAUCCCAAAUAGUGAGAGAAAUGUCGGAAAGGAACCAAAGAAAUUGACAAAAGUCGAGGAAAAAAUUCAGGUGCCCGUAACGCCACAAAAGAGAGAGGAAAAGAUUGAGAAUGCCAAAACAAACACCACACUUGAGGCGAAAAAAAUGGAGGAAUUGAACGGAUCAGACGGUCUGAGGGAAAUGGAAUGUGAAUAUGAGACCUCGACGGCGUUGGACAACCUUGACACAGAGUAUGAAAGUGUGUUGAUUGAAAUUGCCGACAAACUUCGCAGGGGCUAUGUUUUCCAAGACACUUCGCUUGUAGAGAACUGCCUUGGAACCAUCACCAGUUGUUUUAAUUAA